CCGGUUUGUCUCUCAAGCUGUCCACCGCCGUGACUGCGUGGUGUGAGUAUUGAAUUAUACCUGAGUAAUUCUUAUUCAUUCACUUCUUCGCAUCGCCCCCUACCUGUCCCGUCAAGCAAGAGUCGGCUUUGUUUGAUUAUGGCGCCUAGUAUUGUACUAAUGGCACCCGGAGAACCUCAGGAUGGCAAUAAGCCACAGCCAUUGGGAAAUUUUGGCAUAAUACUCUUUUUCACCACUUCGACAUUGUGCUUGCUUUACUUGCUUUGGCGUCGCGCAAGUGCCUUGCGUGCAGUAGUAUCCCACCAAUUGCAAACAUGGACGAGCACGGAAGGUCAAAUUCGCCUAUCCGAAGACGACGGUCCAUCUGCUACCGAGUUUCUGACCGAGGCGGACGACGAAGAUGUCGGAAUAGUAGAUGAUGGUCUGACCCUGGGUCAGGACGAAGAACGACCAAGGAAUGAAGUUGACACGCUAUCUUCUGUUAGGCCUGGCUUCCCAUCAUAAAACACAUAUUUCAUCACUUGUUUUGCUAUGAGCUGCCGCUUUGUUCUACCUUUGGGGACGAUUCCGUUAUGUUCGCAAGAAAGCUAGUGGACCUUGUCCUGCUAUUGGCUUGUAUGACAGGCUCCAUGCAUUGACAUUUCAUAGAUCUGAUGUCCAGUGACCACUCUUCCAAAUGUCGGGCCUCAUUCCAGCCAAACAUUCAAAAGUACAAUCAACAUACAGACUUCUAGACAUAAAAUUUAUCGAAUGGUCAAUC
Suillus bovinus is the source of this 760-nucleotide messenger RNA. RefSeq lists its product as uncharacterized. The transcript is spliced from 4 exons. The coding region runs from base 139 to 504 and encodes 121 amino acids. The record is from RefSeq and is a predicted model, not a curated record. Lineage: Eukaryota; Fungi; Basidiomycota; Agaricomycetes; Boletales; Suillaceae.